AUGGAAGGAAAUACACUCAGAGGCAGAAAUACAUCCUACGAGGUGACUUAUUUCAUCCUGUUGGGCUUCCCUAGUCGCUGGGAAAUACAGAUCUUCCUUUUCUCCAUGUUCUUUAUGACUUACAUCUUGACUCUGUUUGGAAACAUGGCCAUCAUGUGUGCAGUUCACUGGGACCCCCGGCUCCACACACCCAUGUACAUCCUGCUGGCCAACUUCUCCUUCCUAGAGAUCUGGUAUGUCAACUCUGAUGUGCCCAACUUGCUGAUCAACUUCCUCUCAAUGGCAAAAACCAUCUCCUUCACUGGGUGCCUCCUCCAGUUGUACUUUUUCUUCUCUCUGGGCACAACUGAAUGUCUGUUUCUCUCCAUCAUGGCCUAUGACCAGUUCCUAGCGAUCUGCCGCCCCCUGCACUACCCCACCAUCAUGACUACGAAGUUCUGUUACAGGCUGGUCAUCUUUUGCUGGGUCUAUGGUUUCCUCUGGUUUCUGAUUCCAGUGAUACUUAUCACCCUGUUGCCGUUUUGUGGACCAAAUGUGAUUGAUGACUUUCUGUGUGACCUUGGUCCCCUGCUGGCCCUAGCUUCGGCCUGUGUCCCAAUCCCAGGGACUGUUCUCAUAUGUGGCACCAUGAGCUCCCUCCUCAUCUUUUCCACCUUUUUCUAUAUUAUCAGCUCCUACACCCUGGUGCUGAGAUCUGUCAUGCAGGUGCCCUCCUCUGCUGGCUGGAAGAAGGCCUUCUCCACCUGCUCUUCACAUCUGGCUGUUGUAUGCCUCUUCUAUGGCUCCAUUAUGCUGACGUAUGUGAGCCCAGGGUCAGGACAACCAGAGGGCAUGCAGAAGUUUACAAAGUUGUUCUACUCGGUUUUGACCCCUUUAUUCAAUCCAGUGAUUUACAGCCUCCGGAACAAAGAAAUGAAGGAUGCCUUGAAGAAAGUUCUGGGAGAUUUCUAA
Fukomys damarensis (Damara mole-rat) is the source of this 951-nucleotide messenger RNA. Its product is annotated as olfactory receptor 11H6. The transcript has a single exon. NCBI's taxonomy places the organism in Eukaryota, Metazoa, Chordata, Mammalia, Rodentia, Bathyergidae. Gene Ontology annotation, molecular function: G protein-coupled receptor activity; olfactory receptor activity. Gene Ontology annotation, cellular component: membrane. The coding region runs from base 1 to 951 and encodes 316 amino acids. The record is from RefSeq and is a predicted model, not a curated record. Gene Ontology annotation, biological process: G protein-coupled receptor signaling pathway.